Cynocephalus volans (Philippine flying lemur) is the source of this 1713-nucleotide messenger RNA. RefSeq names its product cytochrome b-245 heavy chain (gene CYBB). The transcript has 13 exons. Gene Ontology annotation, molecular function: superoxide-generating NAD(P)H oxidase activity. The record is from RefSeq and is a predicted model, not a curated record. Gene Ontology annotation, cellular component: NADPH oxidase complex; plasma membrane. Bases 1 to 1713 code for a protein of 570 amino acids. NCBI's taxonomy places the organism in Eukaryota, Metazoa, Chordata, Mammalia, Dermoptera, Cynocephalidae. Gene Ontology annotation, biological process: superoxide anion generation; defense response.
AUGGGGAACUGGGCUGUGAAUGAGGGGCUCUCCAUCUUUGUCAUUCUGGUAUGGCUGGGGAUGAAUGUCUUCCUCUUUGUCUGGUACUACCGGGUUUAUGAUAUUCCAGAGAAGUUCUUUUACACUCGAAAACUUCUUGGGUCAGCGCUGGCACUGGCCAGGGCUCCUGCAGCCUGCCUGAAUUUCAACUGCAUGCUGAUCCUGCUGCCAGUCUGUCGAAAUCUGCUCUCCUUCCUCAGGGGUUCCAGUGUGUGCUGCUCAACAAGAGUUCGAAGACAACUGGACAGGAAUCUCACCUUUCAUAAAAUGGUGGCAUGGAUGAUUGCACUUCACACUGCGAUUCACACCAUUGCACAUCUGUUUAAUGUGGAGUGGUGUGUGAAUGCCCGAGUCAACAAUUCUGAUCCUUAUUCAAUAGCACUCUCUGAAAUUGGAGAUAAAGAGGGUGAGAGUUAUCUCAAUUUUGCUCGAGAGAGAAUCAAGAACCCUGAAGGAGGCUUGUAUGUGGCUGUGACUCGGUUGGCAGGCAUCACUGGAAUUGUCAUCACACUGUGCCUCAUAUUAAUUAUUACCUCCUCCACCAAAACCAUCCGGAGGUCUUACUUUGAAGUGUUUUGGUACACGCACCAUCUCUUUGUAAUCUUCUUCAUUGGUCUUGCCAUCCAUGGAGCUGAACGAAUUGUACGUGGGCAGACCAACGACAGUUUGAAGGAGCACAAACCAGAGUUAUGUUGGCAAAAUAUCUCAGAUUGGGGAAAAAUAAAAGACUGCCCAGUCCCGAAGUUCUCUGGGAACCCUCCUAUGACUUGGAAAUGGAUAGUGGGUCCCAUGUUCCUUUAUCUCUGUGAGAGGUUGGUCCGGUUUUGGCGAUCUCAACAGAAGGUGGUCAUCACCAAGGUGGUCACUCACCCUUUCAAAACCAUUGAGCUACAGAUGAAGAAGAAGGGAUUCAAGAUGGAGGUGGGACAAUACAUUUUUGUCAAGUGCCCAAAGGUGUCCAAGCUGGAGUGGCAUCCUUUCACACUGACCUCCGCCCCUGAGGAAGACUUCUUUAGCAUCCAUAUUCGAAUUGUUGGGGACUGGACAGAGGGGCUGUUCAAUGCUUGUGGCUGUGAUAAGCAGGAGUUUCAAGAUGCCUGGAAACUACCUAAGAUAGCAGUUGAUGGGCCUUUCGGCACAGCCAGCGAAGAUGUGUUCAGCUACGAGGUAGUGAUGUUAGUGGGAGCUGGAAUUGGGGUCACGCCCUUCGCAUCCAUUCUCAAGUCAGUCUGGUAUAAAUAUUGCAAUAACGCCACCAAUUUGAGGCUCAAAAAGAUCUACUUCUACUGGCUGUGCCGGGACACACAUGCGUUUGAGUGGUUUGCAGACCUACUGCAGCUGCUGGAGACCCAGAUGCAGGAGAGAAACAACGCUGGCUUCCUCAGCUACAACAUCUAUCUCACUGGCUGGGAUGAGUCUCAGGCCAAUCACUUUGCUGUGCACCAUGAUGAGGAGAAAGACGUGAUCACAGGCCUGAAACAAAAGACUUUGUACGGACGGCCCAACUGGGAUAAUGAGUUCAAGACAAUUGCAAGUCAACACCCUAAUACCAGAAUAGGAGUUUUCCUCUGUGGACCUGAAGCCCUGGCUGAAACCCUCAGUAAACAGAGUAUCUCCAACUCCGAGUCUGGCCCUCGAGGAGUACAUUUCAUUUUCAACAAGGAAAACUUCUAA